Molecule: messenger RNA, 288 nt
Organism: Acanthamoeba castellanii str. Neff
Lineage: Eukaryota; Discosea; Longamoebia; Acanthamoebidae
Exons: 2
Coding region: 1-288 (95 amino acids)
Biological process (GO): translation
Cellular component (GO): cytosolic large ribosomal subunit; ribosome
Molecular function (GO): RNA binding; structural constituent of ribosome
Source: RefSeq, a predicted model, not a curated record
AUGAACGCCGGCACGCGAACCCUCGGGAACAACCUGAAGCUGCAGAAGCGGUUGGCCAUGUCCAUCCUCAACUGCGGCCGUUCCAAGGCGUGGCUCGACCCCGAGCGCAAGGAGCUCAUUGCCAAAGCCCGAACCCGUGCCGAGGUGCGCACGUUGAUCGAGGCCGGCGUGGUGCAGAAGAAGGAGAAGGAGUUCAAGCAGCCCAUGGACCGCGACGAGAAGCUCAAGCGCAGGGUCAAGAUGCGAAUGGCCCGCAGGGUGAUCGAGGAGGAGGGACUCGACUUCUGA